Erinaceus europaeus (western European hedgehog) is the source of this 3428-nucleotide messenger RNA. RefSeq names its product Ras association domain family member 4 (gene RASSF4). Lineage: Eukaryota; Metazoa; Chordata; Mammalia; Eulipotyphla; Erinaceidae. The coding region runs from base 186 to 1151 and encodes 321 amino acids. The transcript is spliced from 12 exons. Gene Ontology annotation, biological process: signal transduction. The record is from RefSeq and is a predicted model, not a curated record.
AUCGUUUUUUGGACACAGCUCUGUUGCCAGCGAGGGUGCAGCACCGCCAGCAGCUUCUGGACCGCACUAUGAGUGGAAGUGCAGUCAAGAUUUGUUGCUGGAACCCAUGAUUUAAAAAUGAGCGAAUGAGUUCUACAUAGGUAGAACUUUCAGGUAACUCCUGAGUCUGCAGACAAAAAAAGAAGAUGAAGGAAGAUUGUCCACCUAGUUCACAUGUUCCCGUCAGUGACAGCAAGUUCAUUCAAAAGUCAGAGCUCUUAAGCCUAUUGAAAACCUACAACUGCUACCAUGAGGGCGGAAGCUUCCAGCUGAGACACCGAGAGGAAAAAGGGGCUCUGAUCAUCGAAGGGCUCCUCAAUAUCUCCUGGGGAUUGAAGCGGCCCAUCAGGCUCCAGAUGCAGGAUGACAGAGAGCGAAUUCACCUCUCCUCCACCUCCUGGAUACCUGGACCUCCCACCUGCCCCCUAAAAGACCUACCUCCUCAAGAUGAUGGAGUCACUGCCCAAGUGUCAAGUGCUCAGCCAGAUCAAAGAACUAAAGGUUCCAAAGACAGUUCAGAGACCCUGGAGGAAGAUGAGGAAACCCCACAGCUGAUGCGGACCAAGAGUGAUGCAGGCUGUGUGAUCCAGAGGAGACCCAGGUGCCGUACACCUGGAGAGGCCCAGAGGAUCCGGCGACACCGGUUCUCCAUCAAUGGGCACUUUUACAAUCACAAGACCUCCGUAUUCACUCCUGCCUAUGGGUCCAUGACCAACGUGCGGGUCAACAGCACCAUGACAACCCUGCAAGUGCUCACCCUGCUGCUGAACAAGUUUCGAGUGGAAAAUGGCCCUGGGGAGUUUGCACUCUAUAUCGUUCACGAGUCUGGAGAGAGAACAAAAUUAAAAGACUGUGAGUUUCCACUAAUUUCCAGAAUCCUGCAUGGACCCUGUGAGAAGAUAGCCAGGAUUUUCCUAAUGGAGACUGACUUGGGCGAGGAAGUCCCCCAUGAUGUCGCUCAGUACAUUAAGUUUGAAAUGCCGGUGCUGGACAGUUUUGUUGAAAAAUUAAAAGAAGAGGAGGAAAGAGAAAUAAUCAAACUUACCAUGAAGUUCCAAGCCCUGCGUCUGACAAUGCUGCAGCGCCUGGAGCAGCUCGUGGAGGCCAAGUAGUCUGCCAGUUGCCUGCUUCUUCAUGAGAUCCCAGCAGCUAAAAUAGACUAAAUGUCCUAGCCAUCUCUGACUAGUGACAUUGAUGACAGCUGGCUGAGGGAUCCAGCACCGUCUUGUCUACCUGCCAGAGUACUAUGAAUCCCCAAUGUCCUUAGCUCUUGCCUCAGAGGACCUGGGCCCAGACUUGAACCAAGAGCUUCUUUAGUGGGGACUGUGUGGAAGCCCGGCCUAAAGUUAUAGCACCAACCAUAUUAUGUGACUGGAAGACAUGGUCAAUUAUGUUGGUGCCACCUUUCCAUGUAAGAGACCAUUACUUGACUGAAUACCUGGGCAUUGACUCCACCUGCUUUCCUAGUGUCUGGAGCAGAGCCUUUGUAGGUCCACAAGCCACUAUCAUCAUCCAUGUCUGUCACCAGGAGCACUCCUAGGAAAACUGAGGUUGCCAGCAGAUUUGAUAUGUGCCCUGCUCCUAGCCAUCACUUCACCAUGGUGCCCCUGGCUGCUAAGUAUCUUUGAGCCUCACAUAAUCUGGCACCUGAGCAGUGGAGGUCAGACUAAGAGUAGAGCCAUCUUGUCUCCAUAGCUCUGAUUCUAACCUUACUCAGUAAGAUCAGAAAGGACUGUUUUAAGAAGUUCCUUGUGAGAAAGAUAUUGAUCUGAACAGAGAGAAGAGACAACCUGCAUGAAAUUGGAAAAGGGAAUUCUAUGUUGGUGAGGGUUCAGGAUUGUCUGGGGUCUUCCAGGACCCUCAUCAUCAUCAUCCUGUGGGUGCCGUUGUGUCUUUUGCUCCAUCUAGGCUUGUGUUCUUCCUCACUCCAUGCUUCCCAUCAAAAUGUUAUGAUAAGGGAAAAUGACCGAGGAGAAAAAUUUCUUGAGUUCCCUAGGGCCAGAUAUUGAACAAUGUGCAUUUUUCAUCUGAUGGGGGAAUUUCUGCAAUGCAAAUGUUCUUUGUAAAGCUAUGCAAUAGUUUACAUCUUGUAUGUAAAGUCCUAAUCAAAACAGCAAACUUAAGACUGAAUUCUUCUCCCACUGGGGUGUCUGGGUAGUGGAUACAGGCUUCCAUAGAUAGUAGAGAAGGAAUUUCUGCUUUUCAUAGGCACUUAUAGGAACAGAGUUCCCAUGUUGUGGGAACCCACUGUUCAGGGACAAGGCCAAAACUUUCCCAGUCUAGCUGCAUAGUCACAGACAAGUGCAUGGAGAUGCAGUGUGAAGGGACUCAGAUACAGUUUCUGUUGUCUUUACCCGUGUCAAGAACUUGGUUUCUUAGAUGCUCAGUAAAAGGGUACUGAGUUGAUAUGAAGGUGUUCAGACCAAGUCUUUUUUUUUUUUUUUUGACAAUAUAUAUCUACCCUGACUCAUUUAUCUGAUAAUGUCUGUGAUUGAAUUUGGCAGAGUUGAAAGUGAGUCACAAUCCUCUUCUGUUGAGAUCAUGACACAAUUUCUUCAUGUCUGUGUACAGCCUGGAGCCAGGUAUAGAUAGGCCCAGGGAAGACAUUUGUAGGGCACAGAAUGAAAGUCAUUGGUGGAAGUUUGUGGUCAGCCUGAAUAAUAAAACAGGGUCAUCCCUUACUUCAAAACCCCAGAACCAGGAAGACCUAAGGAAUGCUCAGAAGGGUUCAAGUGGAAUAACAGCUGGACCAGGAGAAGAUGGAAUAGGAGUCAGACUUCUUACUCCCCACAUGGUGUUACUGGCUUGCAUGUAGGUUGGCUCCAGCAAGGCUGUCCUCCAUUAUUCAUCAGUAACUGAGUAAUUGCUUUGUCAGAGGCACCGAAGUGACAAAGGUAAAGUCAGACUUGGCCCUCUACUCAGGGGGUCUGUCAUCAGGAAAACAAGAAGGGGUGGGGGUGGGGGUGGGGGGAGUCAGCAGGGCAGAGCUCUGAACAUCCCUGUAAGGAGACCUGAGGCUGUCCUGAGUCAACCUGUCCCCAGCCCAGGAGCAGGACAGGGAUGUGGGAAGUCAUCUGAUCUUUAGCUCCUCUGUAAACACUUCCCAGUUUUUGUUUGUUUUGGGAGGUUUUCAUUUGUUUUUAAGUCAUUACAAUAUUGCUUAAUUUCAAAUCUGUCUAGGUGUCACUUUUGAAAUAGAUGUUACCAAACUAACUUCUGAAUACCUCAUGAAUACCUCAGCUAAGAAAAAUCACUAGCAAGUUGCACAGAAAAAAGAAAGUAUAUGCUUCUAUGAUCACCUGAGGAUUUAACAUAGUUUUAUUGAUUCUAUCUUUGCUUUUUCUGGAGCAAUUAAAAAACUGCUUAUUAAACUCUCUGCAAGGAUACAA